Messenger RNA from Paramecium octaurelia, 1236 nucleotides. Lineage: Eukaryota; Ciliophora; Oligohymenophorea; Peniculida; Parameciidae. The record is from the annotation of a GenBank genome assembly.
AUGUUAUUAUCUAAAUAAAAUUAUGAUGAUUUUUAAUAAUACAACAUUCACAAAACAAUCAAAUAGGAGCAGUUCCAAAUAAAAUAAAUGAAACAAGAAGUUAUGAAGACUUCACUUGAAGAAUAGAGACAAAUAUAAGAGGAGGCAAAAAGAAGAAAUUAGGAAUUAAGACAAAAGGAAGACACUGACGAAAUUUAGAGAAUCUAAUUACUCAACAAAGAGAUGGCUGAUCAAUAAAAGUAAAAAAAACUAUAAACAAAAGAGUCCUUAUCUAAAAAAUAUUCAGAAAUUAUAGAUUAAAGAAACUUAAUUGUGAAUUAAAAAGUAAAACAAUUUGCUUAUAUCUAUAGAAAAGCGAAGAUUUAAACAUUGAAAAUCAAAUUAUUGAUAGUGCUUAAAAGGCUUUACAAGAAGAAAGAUAAAAUCAAUUGCAAAAAAGACUUAUACAAAAACAAAUUUAUGAUGAAUAAAUGAAACUUGUAGAAGAAAAAAAGUAGAAAGAGAGAUUAAAUAGGGAUUAAGAGAGAGUAUUAUUUUAGGAAUAUGCCAUCAAAGAUUAACAAAGGAUUAUUUAAUAAGAAGAAGAAUAUAAAAAAGUAUUCGUUCACACUAUUCAUUAGUAUUAUCAAAGAUUAGCUGAAAGAAAUGAGCAUUUGUAGGAUAUUUAUAGGAAAAAUGUAGAUGAUCCCAAAUCCUCUUUAGACUACAUCAUAAAUAAAUAAGUGAAAGAAAAGUUCGAUAGAGAAUAAGAGGAAAUAAAUACUAAAAGAUAGAAUGAUAAACAACUUAAAGAUUAAUACUUGAACACAUUAUCAUUAUAAUUAAAAGAAAAGGAAUAGAGAAGAAAGGAUCAAGAAAUUCUGUCUACUUAAAAUAAAUAAGAAAUAAGAAAAGCAGCUGAGAGCUUUAAUGAUGAACAAUAAUAGGAGAGGAGAAAAAAAAGAGAUUAUCAAUCUUAAUAUUAUGAUUAAUUAUCUAGUUUGGUAUUAAUUACAUUCUAUCCAAACAUAGGGAAAUGGCUAAAAUCAAUAGGACAAAUUGAUUGACAAUUUAAGUUUACAAUAGUCUUAGGUUUAUAAUCCACUAACAAAUCCAAAUCCAAAUUAAAUUCAGAAUCCCUAUAUACUGAGACAACUUGGACUUAACAAAUAGAAUCAUCUCUAGUCCCCUCAGCAAAGUUAAUCUAAACUGGCUUAGUUAGGAUAAAGCAGCCUGUUCAAAUGAGAUAUAUGUUUA